AUGGCGAACGCCAAGCUUGUUGUAGUCGUGGCCACGCUCGUGAUCCUCCUGGAGGUGUCAACGUGCGCCCUGGCCCGGCACCACGGCAAGCCAGACCCGUGCAGCGGCGAGGACGACGGCUCCGCGGUGGGCACACUGCACAAGCACAAGAAGCCUGGCCACUGCCCGUCGCCGGGCGGUGGCGUCGGUGGCACCCCUGGCAUCAUGACGGUGAACGGGUUCCAGAAAGGAGAGGACGGCGGAGGGCCAUCGGAGUGCGACGGCAAGUACCACAGCGACAAGACCUUGAUUGUGGCACUAUCAACGCGGUGGUACGCUGGUGGGCGGCGGUGCCACAAGCCGAUCCGCAUCACGAGCAAGCAAAACGGGCGCACCGUGGUGGCCCGAGUGGUGGACGAGUGCGACUCCAACCACGGCUGCAAGGACAAUAUUGUGGACACCUCUCAGGCCGUGUGGGAUGCGCUCGGUCUUGACAGCAACAUCGGCGAGGUUCCAGUCACCUGGUCAGACGCAUGAAACCCACGGCGAGCGGGGGAGGCCAUUGGGAUGUAGCGUUCCCGAGCCAAGCAUCAG
Molecule: messenger RNA, 573 nt
Organism: Lolium rigidum
Lineage: Eukaryota; Viridiplantae; Streptophyta; Magnoliopsida; Poales; Poaceae
Product: putative ripening-related protein 6
Exons: 1
Coding region: 1-516 (171 amino acids)
Source: RefSeq, a predicted model, not a curated record